Branchiostoma belcheri (Belcher's lancelet) is the source of this 1951-nucleotide messenger RNA. RefSeq names its product epsilon-sarcoglycan-like. The transcript has 12 exons. Gene Ontology annotation, molecular function: calcium ion binding. Lineage: Eukaryota; Metazoa; Chordata; Leptocardii; Amphioxiformes; Branchiostomatidae. Gene Ontology annotation, cellular component: sarcoglycan complex; membrane. The record is from RefSeq and is a predicted model, not a curated record. Bases 180 to 1676 code for a protein of 498 amino acids.
ACAGAUUCCGCCAUAUUUGUUUUUCUUCGCCGUCUGGAAAAUUGAGUUGCAGACGAUUAAAUUUUCUCCAAUUUUUGCCUCCGUGGAAGCGUAUCCGGCGGGAAGAAGCAAACAAGACCCGCUGCCCAAGUGCCAUAGCGUCCCCACGUCUCGCUUUGAGGAGAAGAAACGCCGGCAAAAUGCUGAAAAGCGGGUUCGCCGUCCUGUCGGGACUGUUACUUGUGUUUCUGGUGCCUGGUGCCUUGGGGAACACAUACCCUGCACAUGUGACAUACCCUGCACAUGUAGGGUUAAACUUCAUGUAUCGGCUGGACAGAGAGAUCUACACAGUCAUACUCAAGCCUGACAGCACUGGUGAUGUGGACCCUAUUGUGUACACUCCCACCCUGAAAGGACACCCAGGCCUGCCAGACUGGCUCCAUUUCAUCCAGAGGAACAGCACAACUGACGGAUUCCUGUACGGUACACCCACUAAGGAUGACCUGGCACCUGUCGAUAUUGAGAUUGUUGCUUUCAACAAGAACACAUUUGAGACCAACACUACCACUAUCACCAUUGAUGUACAGGACAACAACCCCCUUCCUAAGCAGGUCCAGUUCAUGGUAGAGAACAAGAACGUGGAAGAGUUUUUCUACGGCAACACGCGGGCCCGUUUUCUGCGAGACGUGCGUCGUGUUUGGGACAUCAGACCACAAGAAGUCUUCAUCACAAAGGUGGUAUCAGCUCUGGACAUGGGGCAUCGUAACCCCCUCCCCCUUCCUGAUUUAUAUGAAGGCAAUUGGCCCGUGUGUAGUGGUAGAUAUUUCUACAGGAAGUCUAUGGAUCUGAUCAGAAACGCUCCUGCACAUUGCGGUUUUCCUGGGUGGGUGUACAUUCACGUUGGUUCAGAACGUGAUUACUCGUAUCAGUUGGAGGAGGCCGCGAGACAGGUGGAGGUUUGCGAGCGUAACCCGGGAAUCCAGCCCGCCGUUUCUAUCGAUAGCAAUAUUCGCAACUUCGACAUCAACUGGUGCAUGUUCAGACUGUUUUCCCCAGAGGAACUGGCUACACCCGCUCCUGUUGCAGCAGGAGAAGGUGUGCUGGGAGGAGUGUACACGCCCCGUGAGCUGACCGACACGGGAAGAGACUUAACCCUGUACUUCAUCCUCAUCAUCAUCAUCCCCUGUAUCAUCCUCAUUGUGCUCCUCCUACUCCUCACUUACAUCAUGUGUGGACGCAGGCAGGGCGUUCAGAAGCGAGACCAGGCCACGCCGGCUAUCCAGCUGACCCACCACGCCUCCAUCCGCGAGGCCAGUAAGGAGCUGAGGGACCUGUCUCAGAAACGGGACAUCAAGCCGCGCUCCACCCUGCCCAUGUUUAACGCUGCCAGCCCGCACAGGGGCGACGAAGGGACACCACUCACCAGGGCUCCACAAGAACCUGCUGACGAGAACCCGCGCGCUCCGCCGCCAUACCGCCUCCCGCCAGACUUCCCUAACCAAGAAGAGUCCAGCUUUAUAAAUUCUCCACCACGCGACAACUCUCGUAGCAACGUCAGCCAACCGGGAGGCUCGAGUAACGCUUCGCCGUCUCUCCAGCGUCGUCCGCCACCAUUCAUGCGCAGCGGAGAGCAGAUCCAGGGCCGCAAUCAACCAGGCGACCGUGGAAGGCCUGGGGUUCGAGAGUUCACAGCCUAGACCUGUGGACACUGGUUCAAAUCCCAGCUACACACUAUAGCCACAUAUUGUAUCCAGUAAAACUACGUGAACAUGUAACUUUUAAACUCCUCAGAAUAACUGAAAGGCUACAGGUAUUAUCAACCCAGGUAGUUUGAUAAGAACCAAUGAGUAGUUCACAAAGGAGAAAUACAUGUUCUUAUUAUAUAACACCUAAGGCCACACCAAUUUAAUUUCUUGGUUAACGGAUUUUUCUAGAAAAAUAAUGGAGCGGGCGGGCGAAAAAAAUAAAAAAU